GACGACGGUCGUCGCGAUCCGCGAGCGCACGAACGCGUCGAACGACGGACGACCGCGCACGUCAACGUCUCUCUCGCGCGCGCGGUGCACCGCGCGCGCGCGCCGACGAACGCGCGUCGACGGACGUCGAUCGCGAGACGUUGGAAACCCUCGCGAUCAGAGGACGACGAGCGCGAUCGGCGACGCGCGCGCGAUGGACGGCGCGACGCCGACGGCGGAUUGGUUGAGCGACUUUUUUGACUCCUUUGACGCGGAUGACGUCGGGGCGUUCGACGGCGCGAACGCGUUCGCGGACGUGCCGACGGAGGUGAUCGGGGGUGAGGGCCCUAGGGUUCGAGCGGCGGGGACGAAACGAAAGGCGACGGAGGAGGCUGACGGGAGUCAGGAUGAACGCGUCGCGGUGACGGCGACCUCGGUGGCGGCGACCUCGGUGGCGGCGACCACGGCGGCGGCGACCACGGCGACGGGACGCUCGAAUGUGUUGAGCGAAGGGGCGAAGAAGACGAAGAGCACGCGGGAGAAGCGUCGACGCGACGUUUUGAACAGUCGCUUUGAGGAGCUCAGCGCGGUGCUCGAACCGGGUGAGUCGCAGGGUGAGUCGCAGUCGAAGGCGACGGUGGUGUUCGCGGCGACGGAGUUGAUCAAGCGACUGCGUGUCGAACACGCGAGGUUAGCGAACAUGAUCAUGCGAUUCCAAGAGGAUAACCUGCUAAAGACGGAGCUCACCCAAAAGCUCGCUGCGGAACGCGAUCAACUCAUGCAAGAAAAGACGCAUUUAUUGCGAGAGAAGCUUCGCAUCGAGGCACAGUUACAAGGUUUCUUGACGAGCAUGCCGUUUGCGUCUCCCGCGGAUGGCAUGGUGUCCACGAAAUCGGCGAGCGGCGUCGCGGCGUGGACCGUGCCCAUGCCCUUCAUGCCGGCGAGCGAAGAAGGAGAAGACGUCACCUUGCGCGCCCCUGUGGCGUAACCAAUUGUCUUAUGACAAAUCGACAUGAUUUACAAUUGUACCUAAAAUAUCCUAGUCCUAGUAAUUUGUGAUCAUUUGUAAUUUGUGAUCGCAGAAAACGAAUC
This is a messenger RNA of Ostreococcus lucimarinus CCE9901, 1071 nucleotides long. RefSeq lists its product with no specific name. Lineage: Eukaryota; Viridiplantae; Chlorophyta; Mamiellophyceae; Mamiellales; Bathycoccaceae. The transcript has a single exon. The coding region runs from base 194 to 967 and encodes 257 amino acids. The record is from RefSeq and is a predicted model, not a curated record. Gene Ontology annotation, molecular function: protein dimerization activity; DNA-binding transcription factor activity. Gene Ontology annotation, biological process: regulation of DNA-templated transcription; intracellular iron ion homeostasis.